Molecule: messenger RNA, 1173 nt
Organism: Chionomys nivalis (European snow vole)
Lineage: Eukaryota; Metazoa; Chordata; Mammalia; Rodentia; Cricetidae
Gene: Msrb2
Product: methionine sulfoxide reductase B2
Exons: 5
Coding region: 28-555 (175 amino acids)
Biological process (GO): response to oxidative stress; protein repair
Cellular component (GO): cytoplasm
Molecular function (GO): peptide-methionine (R)-S-oxide reductase activity
Source: RefSeq, a predicted model, not a curated record
GGGAGGGAACCCGUUGGUGGCUGUAUCAUGGCGCGCCUACUGAGAGCACUGCGGGGCCUGCCCUUGUUGGAGGGGUCUGGGCGACCAGUUCGGGGUUGUGCGGGAUCGGUACGCGGGGACUCAGAGUCUCUUACAAAGUCCAAGCUCUCUCUAAGCAAGACUGACUGGCAGAAGAAACUGACCCCUGAGCAGUUCCAUGUCACCAGAGAGAAAGGAACUGAAGCGCCUUUCAGUGGGAUAUACUUGAACAACAAGGAGACAGGGAUGUACCAUUGUGUGUGCUGUGAUAGCCCACUCUUCAGUUCCGAGAAGAAGUACUGCUCUGGCACUGGUUGGCCUUCAUUUUUUGAGGCUCACGGCACAACAGGCUCAGAUGAGAGUAACUCAGGGAUCCUGAGACGCCUGGACACUUCCUCAGGACGUACUCGCAUGGAGGUGAUCUGCAAGCAGUGUGAAGCUCACCUCGGCCAUGUAUUUCCUGAUGGACCCGAGCCCACUGGCCAAAGGUUUUGCAUCAACAGUGUGGCCCUGAAGUUCAAACCAAGCGAGCACUGAUCAUCUCCGGGAGGCCUGUGCUUUGCCCUCCAUCCUGUGGAGCCUUGGUUCUGUAAUUCAGAGGACUGUCUUGUUUCAUUCUCUACAAAUUUAGGCUAAGGUUGUUGUGGCUGCACGGGAGCCACAACUCCUUAGUCCCCUGAAAACAACUCAACCCUAACUUCCUCUUGGGCUGCGGAAUUUUAGAAUAACAGAAAGACAGCCCAUUCUUUAACUGGCUUCCCAGGCCUUGGGUAGCACCAUUGCAGGGUUGGAACAGGUUCAUGGGCUAACAAGGGUCCCGAAAGCACCUGAAGAGAACCUGAAUUGGCCAUCACAGUUAAUUCCUUCAUGGGCAUUCACAGGUGAGGAGUCAAAGGGGAGAACAGGAAAAGGAUGGCAUGGAAGGGGUGGGAUCCCAGUGCUAAAAAGGAGGAUGGGAGGGGCUGAGCAUGGGCGGAAACAUACAAUGAUGGGUGAGAUCUUGUCAAAAAUUUUGCUACUCAAACGUUUGACUUCCAACCUUACAACUCACAAGUGGGAUCAAUGUGAGCUGAGUCAACUUCAGAGAUCAUGAAUAAUACUUUCCCUCAAUCAUUUGCUACAACACUAAACAUCAAAUAUUCAAAUAAAAUAUUG